UAGGAAGUUGCGUGCGCCAUAAGUUACCGUACAGUAGUGUAUCGAACGCCAGUUACGUUUGAAGCUCCACCGACUUUAGUGCACCAUUGUCAGACCAUAAGACUUCUCCCUUCAAAUUUGCAACAAAAAACGCCGCCUUUGAAGCAAAAAACAACCACAAAUACAGGCUGGCUUUUGAAAAGGAAAGGGGAAGAAAAACCAAUAAGGAAUCCCUCUCCUCCUUUCUGGGAGAACAGGUAUUUUCGAUUCUGGUUUUUACCCAAUAUUUACAUGCCUGUUCUCCUUUGAUUUAACCCCCUUUUUCUCUUUUCUGGUACGCUUUCUAAACCCUCUUGGAUUAAUCUCGCAUGGGUAUUGAAUGAUUUGAACUUGGAAUCAGCGGAAACUCUUUGAAUUGAUUGGUUUUUGGAGUUGUUGAGGGUUAUGUUAUUUAUGCUUGAAAGUGGUCGCUUUGGGUGCUUUAAAGGAGACUUUUUGCUGAAUCUAGGUUGAGGGUAUCGAAGCUUUUUAUGAUAUAGAUCCCAUGGGAGCAAUGUUAUAACUGAAAGGAUCGAUUUAGGGUUUGGCAAUCUGUGUGAUCUGUUUUUCUUUCUAUUCUUGGAUGUAUCUUGUUGUUAUUGAAGAAAAGGAUCGGUUUGUGAACUUGCCCGGCUCUCAUCUGGAUGUUCUCAGGCCAUUGAAUCUACCCUUUGAACAGAAAUCGUUUUCUUUUUGUAUCCCAAGAGAUAGAUGGGAUAAAGAGUUCUUCAAGCUUCAGGGCGGGUAAUUAUAAUUUUACAGAUUUGUUGAAUUGAGGAAGAUUUUGGUAAUAUAAUUGGUUUGAGUUGGAUAUUUUAAGAUGGGUUCUCCUCAAGGCUCCACAUUGACAACAAAUAUGGCCGGGCUUGUUGAUGGUUCAACUGCACGCAAAGAGGUUUCCCAUAUUGAUUGUUUGCCUGUUUAUGUCAAAGAGCUAAUAGCUGGUGGCGCUGCUGGAGCGUUUGCUAAAACUACUGUUGCACCUUUAGAACGGAUUAAAAUACUCUUGCAGACAAGGACUAAUGGUUUCCAGUCUCUUGGGGUGUAUCAAUCCUUAAGGAAGUUACUAAAGCAUGAAGGUGUUAUUGGAUUUUAUAAAGGAAAUGGAGCCAGUGUUAUUCGGAUCAUUCCUUAUGCAGCCUUACAUUUUAUGACUUAUGAGCAGUAUCGAGGUUGGAUCUUAGAUAACUAUUCUUUCUUUGGAUCAGGACCUGUUAUAGAUCUUUUAGCUGGCUCUGCUUCUGGAGGAACAGCAGUGUUAUGCACUUAUCCCUUGGACUUGGCUCGCACUAAACUUGCCUAUCAGGUUGUGGACACCAGAACAAAUUUCAGGAGUGGUAUAAGAGGUUUAUAUCCUCAACCUGCAUAUAGUGGCAUAACAAAUGUACUGACAACUGUUUACAAGGAAGGGGGAAUACGUGGAUUAUAUCGAGGUGUAGGUCCGACACUCGCUGGGAUCCUCCCUUAUGCUGGUUUAAAGUUCUAUGUUUAUGAGGUACUAAAGACGCAUGUUCCUGAGGAGCAUCAAAAGUCCAUUGUGAUGCAUCUUUCUUGUGGUGCUCUGGCUGGGUUACUUGGGCAGACCUUCACAUACCCAUUAGAUGUUGUAAGGAGACAGAUGCAGGUUGAAAGUCUUCAGCCUUCAACAAUUCAAGGUAAUACAAGAUAUAGAAACACAUGGGAAGGGCUCACUACUAUUGUCCGUAAUCAAGGAUGGAGACAAUUGUUUGCAGGCUUGAGCAUUAAUUAUAUUAAGAUUGUUCCUUCUGUGGCAGUUGGAUUCACGGCAUAUGACAUGAUGAAGGUUUGGCUUCACAUACCACCCCGAAUGAAAUCACAGGCAAUAUCUUCUGGAUAAAUGGAGACGGAUUUACAAUGGGGGCAACCAAAAUCGAAAAUGCUUCUGGAUAGAAGAACUAUAUUUUAGCACCCAAAAAUAAGAUGCUUGUGCUUAAUCUUUUGAUUUUCGGACUAUUAUAUCAGAAAAUAAAAAUGAGAUGCAAAAGUGAAAUGGAGUGUGUUAAUACUAGAACUGAUCUCAAGAUGCUUGUGCUUUGUAUACUUUUUAUGUACUAUUACUGAGCGAGGCAUAUAAAAUAUCUUAUCUUGUUUCACUUUUUGAGAAAAUUAUCAGACAUGGCUUUCAAUGAUUAAGAUGGCUUAACAAAAAAA
Durio zibethinus is the source of this 2190-nucleotide messenger RNA. RefSeq names its product mitochondrial carrier protein CoAc1-like. Gene Ontology annotation, biological process: transmembrane transport. NCBI's taxonomy places the organism in Eukaryota, Viridiplantae, Streptophyta, Magnoliopsida, Malvales, Malvaceae. The record is from RefSeq and is a predicted model, not a curated record.